UCCUCAGGUAGCGUAUUAUUAUUAUUAUUAUUAUUAGAGUUUAAAUGGUUUCAAUGUAUUAUGUAGGGUACCAACUCAGCGAACAUAAAUAUAUGCAACAGUAGAGUAAUUGUAACAUAAAUUUUGCGCGUUUUGCAUUAUUACUUAGCUUAAGGUGGUGCAACAAAUACGAAACCUAAGGCUCAAACGUCCGCCUUGCGUUGCUAAUAAUAUGUAUGGACAUUAUAUUGUUCAAGAGUAGUUUCGCAAAUGUUUCGUAGAACGUUGCGAAAAUAUUUAGAAUUCAGUGUACGCAAAUCUUGAGGAACGUUUUUCACUACAUUUAUUAACUCUGUCGCUCUGUCGGUGUAAGAUUCACCACUGUCAAUAUACAAAAAUAUUAAUAUAGGUUUUGUUUAAGAUGGACGACUUAUACAAAUUUAUGGUGGAACGAGGUGUCGCAGAGCAGUCAAUCGUUUAUUUUAAAGCAGAAAACAUUGAUAGCGUAGCCUUGCAAAUAAUAGAUGACGAUAAAUUAAAAGAAUGGAUACCUCGCUAUGGUGAUCGUGUGGCAAUAAAAGAUUAUUGUAGGCAAAAAACUUGUGCACGUAGAUCGAGUCUCAUAGAACGAUUGAGGCUAAAACUACAAUCAAAAGAUACUAAAACUUCUGGAAACGAUAACAAAAAAGUACAAUUCUCUAGAAAAAAUACGAGGAUUAUUGAAAUUGGGUGGCUGUGCAAUGAUAAUGUGAAACAAAAACUGACACAAGUCAGAGCAAAACAAGGGGGUGGUACUAGAAAAUUAUCUGUUCCUAAAACGUGCUUAGCGAAGGACAUCUUUGUACAGAGUCAAAAUUUAUUCUUCCCUGAUGGAAAAUCAACGAAAGGUAAUCUUGAUGAAUUCAGAAACUCUUUGCUGGAUUUUAAACAACAUCCAAUAGAGGACUCAGCAACUGUGGACAGUCUGUUUAAAGAUACCGGAAUCACACGCCUCAGAUUUUACCUUGCUUCAGAGUCUCUCAUUCCAAAACAACCUUCAAAUGGUACUAAUCAGGCUAACAAAUCCAGCAUGUUUAUGACGAGUGAUGACAGCGAUAUUGAAGAUGUCCUAGCCAGCAACCUACCGUCUACAAGUAGUAAUUUACGAAGAUCGUCUCGUUUGGAGAAUUCUGAAAAUAAUAUCACUAACUACUAUCAGCAUUUUUAUGACACGGAAGCUCUCGAGGACCAAGGAAUGUUAUUGAAUAACAUUCCAAUUGAAGAUACAUUCAGUUUGGAUUUAACUGCAUUUGACGCUGAUCGUUACAAUUUAUCCCCUGAUCCUGUCCAAAACGUAGGAACCGUCAUUGCAGGUGUUAGCAAUAAUAUUUUAGUAGAAACAAAGUUAUUACGACUUCAUCGGGGAAAAAUUUUUGAGGAAUUGAUUAAAGCAUUUGAAGAUGAAACAUUUGCAACGUAUAACUUGCAAGUCGAAAUGAUAUUACCAAAUGGAGAUAUAGAGAUUGCUUCGGAUAUGGGAGGCGUCUUGCGGGAUGCCUUAUCCGAAUUUUGGCAAGAUUUUUAUGAAAAGUGUACGUUGGGAACUACUAUGAAAGUACCAUACAUCAGGCAUGAUUUUGGAGAAAUUCAAUGGAAAGCUGUAGCUAGAAUUGUAGUGUUUGGGUGGAAAAGUCAAAAAUAUUUUCCUAUCAGGAUUGCCCCAAUUUUCAUGCUCAGUUGUCUAGGUUAUGAUUCACCUGAAGAAAAGUCAUUGAUACCCAAUUUUCUAAAGUACAUCAGCGAAUCAGAAUGUGAGUUGUUAAAAAAUGCAGUAGAUAAUUUCGAUGAUACUAAUAAAGACGAUCUUCUAGAAAUAUUAAGCGGUUUUGACACUAAAUGGUUACCAAGCAAAGACAACAUAAAACAAUUAAUUAUUGAUAUCGCGCACAAAGAAAUAAUACAGAAGCCAUCUUUCGUGGCAAAAUGCAUUAGACCCCACCUAGAGAGCGUUAUUACAAAAGAUGAUUUAGAGAAAAUUUAUGGUGACUUGGAACCAACCACAAAGAAUAUACUUGGUAAAAUAGAAAUUAAAAAAGACCUUAUAAUGACUGCUAACAUGACUAAAGUUUAUGAUUAUCUCAAAAGAUAUAUCAAAGAAAUGGAUCUGAAAACAAGGUCGGCCUUUUUAAGGUUUUGCACUGGAUCCGAUUUGAUUACCAGGAUUAUUGAGGUAUCUUUUACGACAACAAACGGAUUUCAACGAACACCUGUGGCUCAUACAUGUACGGGACUAUUGGAACUGCCUUGCACUUAUGACAGCUUUGUUGAUUUUAGGAGUGAGUUCAACAGCCUCCUUAACUCAAACAUAUGGGUUAUGGACAUAAUAUGAAGUGCAUGAUGUAAAAUUAAAAUUAUUUUAUAGCUGAAUUUAAUUUUGUUUCAGAAUUUUGGUGUUUUAUUUAUCUAUGUUUUGUUGAAAUCGUUAGAUAUGUAUUAUUGUUAGUCCGCAUUUAUUUAAA
This is a messenger RNA of Photinus pyralis (common eastern firefly), 2477 nucleotides long. RefSeq lists its product as uncharacterized. The record is from RefSeq and is a predicted model, not a curated record. Gene Ontology annotation, molecular function: ubiquitin-protein transferase activity. Bases 401 to 2347 code for a protein of 648 amino acids. NCBI's taxonomy places the organism in Eukaryota, Metazoa, Arthropoda, Insecta, Coleoptera, Lampyridae. The transcript is spliced from 3 exons.